This is a messenger RNA of Apus apus (common swift), 4766 nucleotides long. RefSeq names its product NAD synthetase 1 (gene NADSYN1). Gene Ontology annotation, cellular component: cytoplasm. The record is from RefSeq and is a predicted model, not a curated record. Gene Ontology annotation, molecular function: glutaminase activity; ATP binding; NAD+ synthase (glutamine-hydrolyzing) activity. The transcript is spliced from 21 exons. Lineage: Eukaryota; Metazoa; Chordata; Aves; Apodiformes; Apodidae. Bases 147 to 2246 code for a protein of 699 amino acids. Gene Ontology annotation, biological process: NAD+ biosynthetic process.
CAGCCCCGCUGAAAGCAGCCGGUGUUCGGGAGCUCCUCGGGCCCACCGAGCCGGGGGAGGUCCCGGCCCCACAUCCAGGCACUGCCGGGCGGCGGGAGGGGCGGUCCGGCCCGGUCCGGCCCGGCCCCGGAAGCGGGCAGGCCGCCAUGGGCCGGGCGGUCACGCUGGCCUCCUGUGCCCUCAACCAGUGGGCCCUGGAUUUUGAAGGCAACCUGGAGAGGAUUUUCAGAAGUAUUGAGAUCGCCAAGAGCAAAGGGGCCCGGUACCGGCUUGGUCCAGAGCUGGAAAUCUGUGGGUAUGGCUGCUCAGAUCACUAUUAUGAGUCUGACACGCUCUUGCAUUCAUUUCAAGUCCUGGCAAAGCUUUUGGAGUCUCCAGCUACUCAAGAUAUUAUCUGUGACGUGGGAAUGCCUGUUCUGCACAGAAACAUUCGCUACAACUGUCGAGUGAUCUUCUUAAAUAAAAAAAUUCUUCUGAUCAGACCGAAAAUAUCACUGGCAAAUGCAGGAAACUACAGGGAACUUAGAUGGUUUACCCCGUGGAACAAAGCAAGGCAAGUGGAGGAGUAUUUUCUACCUGGGAUCAUUCAGGAAGUGACUGGACAGGAAACUGUUCCUUUUGGGGAUGCAGUGCUAGCAACCAAAGAUACCUGCCUAGGGGCAGAAAUAUGUGAAGAGCUCUGGGCACCAAACAGCCCUCAUAUUGAAAUGGGACUUGAUGGUGUGGAAAUCUUCACUAACUCUUCAGGGAGUCACCAUGUGCUCCGGAAGGCUCACACCCGGGUGGAUUUGGUGAAUUCUGCCACAGCAAAGAAUGGUGGAAUAUAUGUUUUAGCUAACCAGAAGGGUUGUGAUGGUGAUCGUCUCUAUUAUGAUGGGUGUGCCAUGAUUUCCAUGAAUGGAGAAACAAUUGCACAAGGAUCCCAGUUUUCUCUUGAUGAUGUGGAGGUGCUGGUUGCCACUCUGGACUUGGAGGAUGUUCGAAGUUACAGAGCAGAGAUUUCAUCUCGUAACUUAGCGGCAAGUAAAGUGAAUCCUUAUCCCAGGGUAAAAGUGAAUUUUGCUCUGUCAUGUUCUGAUGAUGUAGCUGUACCUACUUCUGUGCCAAUCCAGUGGAGGCAUCACAGUCCUGAGGAGGAGAUCAGCCUUGGCCCUGCAUGUUGGCUUUGGGACUAUUUAAGGCGCAGCAAACAGGCAGGAUUUCUCCUACCUCUUAGUGGUGGAAUUGACAGCUCUGCUACAGCUUGCAUAGUGUACUCCAUGUGUCACCAGGUUUGCCUGGCAGUCAAGAAUGGAAAUGCAGAUGUGCUGGCUGAUGCACGCAGGAUUGUGAAUGAUGAAACCUAUGUCCCUGAGAAGCCUCAAGAACUUUGCAAGCGCAUCUUUACCACUUGCUACAUGGCUAGUGAGAACUCCUCCCAGGACACUUGCAACAGGGCUAAACUUCUGGCUGAGCAAAUAGGCAGCUAUCACAUCAAUCUGAACAUCGAUGUGGCUGUGAAAGCUGUUGUGGGAAUUUUCAGCAUGGUGACAGGUCGAACUCCCCGCUUUUCUGCCUAUGGAGGGACCAACAGAGAAAACCUGGCACUCCAGAACGUGCAGGCUAGAAUAAGAAUGGUCCUUGCCUACCUGUUUGCUCAGCUGACACUAUGGACCCGUGGGAUGCCAGGAGGACUUCUAGUGCUAGGAUCAGCCAAUGUGGAUGAGAGUCUCCGAGGCUACCUGACAAAGUAUGAUUGCUCAAGUGCUGAUAUCAACCCCAUUGGUGGAAUCAGCAAAACUGAUCUAAAGAACUUCAUACAAUAUUGCAUUGAAAAUUUUCAGCUCACGGCCCUCAGGAGUAUCAUGUCUGCUCCCCCCACUGCAGAGUUAGAGCCCCUGGUGGAUGGACAAGUGGCUCAAACUGAUGAGGCAGACAUGGGGAUGACGUAUGCAGAGCUCUCAGUCUAUGGCAAAUUAAGAAAAAUUGCAAAGGCUGGACCUUACAGCAUGUUCUGUAAGCUGAUUAAUAUGUGGAAGGAAGUUUUUACUCCAAGAGAGGUGGCAUCAAAGGUUAAGCAUUUCUUCAGGAUGUAUUCCAUUAACAGACACAAAAUGACCACCCUCACUCCUUCCUACCAUGCUGAAAACUACAGUCCAGAUGACAACCGAUUUGACCUGAGGCCUUUCCUUUAUAACACCACAUGGUCCUGGCAAUUUAGGUGUAUAGAUAAACAGUUCAGGACCUGUCUGAAGGGAUCUGUGUAAUUGUGGGAUUAGGACUUGGCCUGCAUCAGUGGGGGAAAAGCCAGUAAGAGGCAGCAAUUAAUGGUGAAUGCUUCUCUCACCUUCUUCUCCAGCAAUACCUGUUUUUGAACCUCAGGUCAGUUGACUCACAGAUAACAUUGCUCAAAUCCAGAGGCAGGAAUGGUGCUGUGCUUAGUGUGAGCACUCUGAGGUGUGGAGGGGCUCAGGCAACUCUCAGAACCUUGCUUAACUUUUUGUAGUUUUUAUUCACACCUUCAAUGUUAUUUUAAUGCACUUUUUUAUGGCAAAAGUGCUGGGCUGAAAAAUUUUAGUGCCUUGAUGUUUUUUUCUGCCAGAGAUUUUACACCUCAGUUGCUUUUAAGAAUAUGUUUAUAUAUGCAGUAAAAUAUUAAUUCCCUCGUCUGUGAAAUGCCAGACAUGCUGUAAUAGUGUUUUAUUACCUUGAAACUUAGGAUAAAAGCUACCACGUGCAGUGCUUUUUUGUAGGUCUGUGUGGUGUGUUGCUUUUUUGGGGUUUUUUUUGCAUCAUUUUUGACUUUUUUCCCCACUGCAGUCCAGGACAAAAGUUAUUUUGGCCUCAGUGGGAGCUGGGUAAAAUAUUUAUGUAGGGUCUGGACCAAAAUGUAAUUAUUUUAUACUUACAGUAAAUGUGAUUAAGAUCUUUUAAUGAUCCAGGAUAUUGUUACACUCUUUAACUAGACUUGUAUGUAAUAGCAGUUGUGCUGUGCAAGGCUACGAGCCAUUGCAACUCAUUCCUGAAAACUGGGAGUCAAGUUUGGGGAAGAAUCUGUUAUUUAGGCAACAGUAACCUGCACUGAUCAAGUUCAGUUGUAACUUGAACUGAUAACUCAUUAUUAUGGACAGCGUUUUGCAAGACUGGAAAAUAAUGACUUGCAAUAAUAAAAGUCAAAUCUGCCCUAUUCAAGAAAGGGAAUCCUGGAAGAGUUUCCACUUACUGUGCAUAUUCAGAACAACUGUAAUUCUGAAGAGAGUUGUUCUCUAGGACAAUGUCUCCACUGGUAAUUACACUCCUGGGACUUAAUCUGCACUUGAGGUUUCUCUGUCGUUGUAACAGGACUGUGAAAAUAAGGCAUAAACUCUAAAUGACACAAAAAACACCUUUAGUUAGGUAAUGCCAGGUUUUCCUGGAAAAGAGUCAUGUUACAGCUUGAGCUCAUUUGUGAAGGGAAAUGGUUAAAAAAGUAGAGUUUAGGAAUGCUAAUGAUAGUGAAAUCUGUUGGAUCUGUGGAAAGUGCUUUUCUAUGUUGGAUGUUUGUAGUCUUGUCAAGGCAACUUAGUUACCCAUUCUUGGAAGUACAGAAUUCCUUCUGUGUUUGCUGCAGAAGAAACAGGAGUAAAAGGAGACUGAGAUCAUAGUAGUUGCUGGGAAUUGCCAGGUUUGCCCUUGGAGUCUUACUGUUGUUCAGCUCUACUUAGCUGAGGGUUUCAACUGGGUGAUUAAGUUUCUAGUGGUUUAGAGCAGCCUUAGGAACUCUGGUAGCACUGUCUGUGGCUUCUGCCUUUGAGUUACAUCUGAGGCACAGGAUGUGUUCUCAGAGCAUGCACUUUAACAGUUUAUAGGUGCCAAAAUGCUUAUUGGAGUUUUAAUAGCUGGCAUAAUUUAGAAGGAACUGUGGCAUAGCUCCCAAGAAAGCUGGCACACCUGCUGGUGUCCAGAUGAGGUAUUUGCAGUCUGCCUUCUGCUUUUUCCAGUGCUUGUUGGUCAUGCUAUAAGAUCAGCUGCAUUUCGUCAAACCAAAAAUUUUAUCAGAGUAUCUUUGUCUGUCUCUUUCAUGGCCAGUAGCAGAUGCUGUAGGAAGAACAUAAGUAUAGGGAUUUUGUAGUAGAACCCUCCCUAUAUAUCCUUAUAGAUUUAAGGAAUGUAAAACAGAAUUUUCCAGUUAGGAGAGAACGUGCAGAACAUUGUGUUUAGUUUGUGCUCUUGGUCUGUCCUCCAUGGAUUUGUAGAAUCCUUUCUGAAACUAUUUUAUUGUUGGUGUUAACAGCCUAGCUUAGCAUAAACUUUUAUUCUGUUUUAAGAACAGUGAACAGUUUUAUAAAAUUAUGUGUUGUGUGCAUGGAAAACAUUCCCUGUGUUUGUUUAAAUUACUCUAGGCUCUCUUUUAUGGGCAGUGUUACAGGUUAUGGCCUGAUGUGAUCUGACCUGACAGCUGUCACUGGAAGGAGUAGUCUUGCCUACCUUCCUGUCUCUCCUGGCUUCUGAGGUGGCUUUGGUGCUUGUCACACUCCUUAGUCAGCCAAAUGAAGUCACCAAACUGACAGAAAACUAGGAAGUGAUGGGAGCAUGUAGUCAGGGGGAGAUUUAGGGCGUGGGUAAGGAGAGAGUUUGACCUUUGCUCUUGACUACAACUAACAGCCUGUUCAGCUCAGUUGUCCCCUGUAUCCCACUGUCAGUUCCUGAUAAAUCUGAGCUCUGCACUGUUUUGUGGUGGAAGUCUGAAAAGACAGGAGACAUGAAAUGCAAACUUGUGUUUACUAUUGACUCAGUUUCCUUUUAAC